AUGCCUAAACCGGAAGUUCCUACAUCGUCGAUUAAUACUCGAUCAAAGAAAGAAAAAGUAAUGAGUGAUCCAAAACAAUUACCGAGUGAAAUUAAAACUGAAAUUAAAACUAAAACGAUUAUUGAAAAAAGCGUAGUUGAUUUACCUGUUGCACAAAAGGUACAAUCGGUGAAGGAAACCACAAAGACUGAUGUACAACAAUUUGAAAAAAAAAUUAUCGAACAAUCGUUAGAAGAAAAGAUCGAACAAUCUAUCGAGAAAAAAAUUGAACAGAAAUCUCUUAUCGAGGAAUGUUCGAUUAUCGAAAAAAAUAAAUCAAAAAAAGAACAACCGCCAUCUUCUUCAGAAAAAGAUGAAUGUUCGAUUCUUGAUAAAAAUAAAUCAAAAAAAGAUGAAUUAUCUACUGUAAUGAAAGAUGAAACUUUGAACAUCGUAUUGAAUAUACCAAAAGAAAAAGAAUUAUCUCCUUCGAAGAAAGAUGAAUCUAUUAGCUUGGAAAAAACUAAACCGGAAGAAGAUUUAUUAUCACUGAAAAAAGAUGAAUCUUUAAAUCUCGAGAAAAAUAAACCGAAAGAAACAAAAUUAUCUACACCAAAGAAAGAUGAAUCUAUUUGCUUAGAAAAAACUAAACCGGAAGAAGAUUUAUUAUCACCUAAAAAAGAUGAAUCUUUAAAUCUCGAGAAAAAUAAAGAAAGUAAACUAUUUUUCAUCGAUACAAAUAAACCAACUACACCUUCGAAUGUAGCUGUACCAAGAAAAAUUCAACCUUAUGUACCACCAAUUAGCAAUCAGCCUCCAAUCGUAUUAGCAACGCAUUUAGUACCAUCAUUACCAAUCGGUUUAUUUGAAGUAUUAGCUGAAAUGAUUGAAGUGGCAACAGAAAGGCCUGUAGUUCUUUUAUAUGAGCCUAGAACUAAUAGAAAAGUUGCCAGUGAAUACACUGAUAUCGCUAUUUUGCCAGCCAGUGAUGAUUGGGAAAAUGGUGAAUUGAUGCCAGUGUCUUUUGUAUUCAAACAUAAGCUAAACAAUAAUAAUUCUCCGCAAGUUUAUGCCGAUGUUGUUGUAGCAUCUGAUCUUGUACAUCGCAUCGAAAAAAUUGUUGAUUUACGUGGACAUAGAUGCGCUUUACCAGAUAGGAGUAAAAAUAUAGGAGCUGCUACAUUGAUAUACAAUUAUUUGCAUAGCAUAGGAGAAGGUCCUGCAUUUUUUGGCAAUACUUUAGAUGUUGAUUCACAAAUAGAUGCUAUGCAAAUGGUUGCUGGUAAACAAGCAGAAGUUGGUAUUUUGGAAGCUCCUGUAAUAACAUGUCAUAAGUACAAUUUUCCAGGCAUACAAUCGCUUUAUAUAGUUGACAGUUUGGGACCAUUACCGCCAUAUCGUUUUAUGAUUAAUAAAAAAAUAUCUGGGUCUUUUGUAAAAAAGUUAACAUCCUAUCUACUUAAUUGUAAUGAAGAUGCGUCAUGGAUGAUGAAACUAGCACCUUUUGGAAUAACAGGUUUUGCUGCUAAUACAUUAGACUAUUAUGUAUUUUCUGAUGUCAAACCUGUCUUUACGAGAGGAGCGUAUUAUUAAAUCUAAACUUGCUUAUACAUUAAACUGUAUUAAAUCUAAUCUUACAGUUUACUACAACAUUUUAUCAUUAAAAAAGGUAAACACUUA
This is a messenger RNA of Polistes dominula (European paper wasp), 1659 nucleotides long. RefSeq lists its product as uncharacterized. NCBI's taxonomy places the organism in Eukaryota, Metazoa, Arthropoda, Insecta, Hymenoptera, Vespidae. The record is from RefSeq and is a predicted model, not a curated record.